AUGGUAUUAAAAACUAAGAAGCUUCACAAUAACACAAAAGAGACUACUAAUGAUCACGAUUUAGAAAAUCUGAAUGAUGAUCUGGAUAGAAAACAAAGAAAAGUAUUUCAUAUGGCAUUGAAGUAUUUUGAAAGCAACAGAGAUUUCUCUCUACUCUCAUUUGUCAAAUACAUAAUGAAAAAAAUAAGACUACUUAUAGUGAAAAGCUUACAAGGAAAGUAUACUCAAGUAUCUCAACUUGGUUAUCUUAACUUGGUUACAGGAGGUGAACCACUUAUGUCAAGUGCAGCUAAAUUGUAA
Molecule: messenger RNA, 300 nt
Organism: Entrophospora sp. SA101
Lineage: Eukaryota; Fungi; Glomeromycota; Glomeromycetes; Entrophosporales; Entrophosporaceae
Source: the annotation of a GenBank genome assembly